AUGCUAUCAAUACUCACCACUUACUUAAUCAACCCAUUAAUCUUGAUAGUACCCGUCCUCCUAGCCGUUGCUUUUUUAACGCUCCUCGAACGCAAAGUACUAGGCUACAUACAACUCCGAAAGGGUCCAAAUAUUGUAGGGCCUUACGGCCUCCUUCAACCCAUUGCCGACGGAGUCAAACUAUUUAUUAAAGAGCCCGUACGCCCAGCAACCUCCUCCCCCAUCCUCUUUCUCCUUGCCCCUAUAUUAGCCCUUACACUAGCACUAACCCUGUGAGCCCCCCUGCCCCUCCCACACCCCAUAGUUGACCUCAACCUAGGCAUUAUAUUUAUCCUAGCCUUAUCCAGUCUCGCGGUGUAUUCUAUUUUAGGGUCAGGCUGAGCCUCUAAUUCAAAAUACGCCCUUAUUGGAGCCUUACGUGCCGUAGCCCAAACUAUUUCCUACGAAGUUAGUCUAGGCUUAAUUCUUCUAAGCGUAAUUAUUUUCACAGGGGGCUUCACCCUUCUCACAUUUAACACCGCGCAAGAGGCUAUUUGACUGCUUCUUCCUGCUUGACCAUUAGCAGCAAUAUGAUUCACCUCCACCCUUGCUGAAACUAACCGCGCCCCCUUUGACUUAACUGAGGGUGAAUCCGAGCUGGUCUCCGGCUUCAACGUAGAAUAUGCAGGAGGCCCCUUCGCCUUAUUUUUCCUGGCCGAAUACGCCAAUAUUCUCUUCAUAAAUACUCUCUCAACAAUUCUAUUCCUAGGGGCCUCCCACAUACCCCUUAUUCCAGAGCUCACUACAAUUAACUUAAUAAUUAAAGCAGCCCUACUCUCAGUAGUCUUUUUAUGGGUUCGAGCCUCUUACCCCCGAUUUCGAUACGACCAACUUAUGCACCUCAUUUGAAAAAACUACCUCCCAAUCACGCUAGCCUUAAUUAUUUGACACCUAGCCAGCCCUACCGCAUUUGGAGGCAUCCCCCCUCAACACUAA
Morone saxatilis (striped sea-bass) is the source of this 975-nucleotide messenger RNA. The record is from the annotation of a RefSeq genome assembly. NCBI's taxonomy places the organism in Eukaryota, Metazoa, Chordata, Actinopteri, Moronidae.